UUCAUGUCACUUAUCUCUCUAGAUGUUAAACACUGCAGUGUAAAGGUGCAGGGCAAUACAGUGGAUGCACCACAUCUAAGUGGGGCAGGUUAUCCUGACGGAGAACAGGUGGUGAAGGAUGUCAAGAUUCCUGCUGCAGGGGCAGAGGGGCGACGACCGGAAGUCCCGGCCCUGGACUCCAUCUAUUAACUGACCGGAAGGAUUCACUGAGAACACGGGAGCGGCUGCGGGGGGCGUUGCGAGGCGGCGCGCGCAUGCCCCGCCCCCGGGCCCCUCCGCGCACGCUGAUUGGCAGAGCUCCGAGUGGGUGUGGCCGCAGACAAGCAACGGUCUGAGGCCAGGCGUCUGGAGCGGCUCUGCCGGCUGCGUGUCGCUGCCGCGGGUCGGCGCAGGGACCUCAGGAAACCAAAAUGAGGCAUAAUCAGCUGUGUUGUGAGACACCACCUACUGUCACUGUCCAUGUAAAAUCAGGGCCUAAUAGAUCACAUCAGCCUAAAAAACCCAUUAAUCUGAAGCGUCCUAUUUUUAAAGAUAGUUGGCCAGCAUCUGAAAAAAAUGCACAUAAUAACAAGUCUAAACGUCCCAAAGGACCCUGUCUAGUUAUACAGCGUCAGGAAAUGACAGCUUUCUUUAAAUUAUUUGAUGAUGAUGUAAUUCAAGAUUUCUUAUGGAUGGACUGUUGCUGUAAAAUUGCAGACAAGUAUCUUUUGGCUAUGACCUUUGUUUAUUUCAAGAGGGCUAAAUUUACUAUAAGUGAGCAUACCCGGAUAAAUUUCUUCAUUGCUCUAUAUUUGGCUAAUACAGUUGAAGAAGAUGAAGAAGAAUCUAAGUAUGAAAUUUUCCCAUGGGCUCUAGGGAAAAAUUGGAGAAAGCUAUUCCCUAACUUCUUAAAGUUAAGGGACCAACUCUGGGAUAGAAUUGACUAUAGGGCAAUUGUAAGCAGGCGAUGCUGUGAGGAGGUUAUGGCCAUUGCUCCGACCCACUAUAUAUGGCAACGGGAACGCUCUGUGCAUCACAGUGGAGCUGUCAGAAACUACAAUAGAGAUGAAGUUCAGCUGCCCCGGGGACCUAGCGCCACGCCGGUAGAUUGUUCCCUCUGUGGUAAAAGAGGAAGAUAUGUUAGACUGGGGUUGUCGUCAUCAUCUUCUUCAUCCAGUGAUACAGUAGAGGCAACUGAAAACCCAUCUGGGGAGUCACACAACUCGCUCUCCGCAGGCAGAGUGGUUGACCCUGCUGAAGCUCAUAGCCGUUCUCCAGCCAAUGACCAUCAAUCAAACAAAGAAAAGAAACAUAAUUCUAUGAAGAAAGACAAAUCUAUGGAGUGGUUUACAGGCAGUGAAGAAUGAAAUGACGCAGCUGGAAUCCUUUAGAAAAUGUCAAAUUAACUAGAAGACAAGUAUCAAAAUAAGACAUUUAAGCAGUUUGAAAUGUUACACACCCUUUUAAAGCUUGUUACUUUUCAAAAUUUUAAGGAAAAGUUAUACAAACCAUAGUAACAGCUAAAAACCCCAAUCUCUGAAAGUAGUGCUUUGGAAUAUAAAGUUCUGUUUUGAUGUUCCUCCUUCUUCAGAUCAGUUACUGUCUGUCACCUGAGAUGCUUGGGUGAAAUUUGAACUUCCUCAACUUGACAAGAAAAGCUAAUUAAAAAAAAAAAAAAAGUAAGAAAAAUGGCCAUGACAAUAAUGAGAAGGAAGCGCCCCUUAAUAUGGCCUGAAAACAUGAAAACACGACUCACCUGUGUGGCUCUUCUGCUUAUGUGAUGGCUUAGCAACAUAGGGGAGCGGUCCAUCUGGCAAAGCAGAAUGUGAGUCUUCUGUUGUGGAACAGAAUACAUAGCAUAAUACAGAAUGACAAUAUAUAUGCAAAGUGUAUUAGUUUGUUCACAAAACUGUUAAAAUACAAACCAUAAAUUACUAUGCCUUUACUCUUAAGUUUUUUCUCUCAGGGUUUUUUUUGUUUGUACUUUCUCCUCAGCCCUGUUAGAUUUUUUUUUUUUUAAGCAUUUUGUUUUGGAGCUACUCUGCCAGGCAUUAUACAGAAAUGAUUUAUAAAGGAUUACAUGACUAGUUUAUAUAAAGGUUUAUAAUCUAGUAGGUAAGUCAAUAUCAUAAACUAAUGGAUAUUUGAAAACUUGUUUGUGGCUUAAAUAAUGUUUACAAUAUAAUAAAUUCAGUUCUUUGAAGCA
Erinaceus europaeus (western European hedgehog) is the source of this 2185-nucleotide messenger RNA. It is a transcript of the gene SPDYA, whose product is annotated as speedy/RINGO cell cycle regulator family member A. Gene Ontology annotation, molecular function: protein kinase binding. The coding region runs from base 411 to 1346 and encodes 311 amino acids. Gene Ontology annotation, cellular component: nucleoplasm. The transcript is spliced from 7 exons. Gene Ontology annotation, biological process: positive regulation of cyclin-dependent protein serine/threonine kinase activity; positive regulation of cell population proliferation; G1/S transition of mitotic cell cycle. NCBI's taxonomy places the organism in Eukaryota, Metazoa, Chordata, Mammalia, Eulipotyphla, Erinaceidae. The record is from RefSeq and is a predicted model, not a curated record.